Messenger RNA from Halteromyces radiatus, 874 nucleotides. RefSeq lists its product as uncharacterized. NCBI's taxonomy places the organism in Eukaryota, Fungi, Mucoromycota, Mucoromycetes, Mucorales, Cunninghamellaceae. The record is from RefSeq and is a predicted model, not a curated record. Gene Ontology annotation, molecular function: protein binding; peptidyl-prolyl cis-trans isomerase activity. The transcript is spliced from 8 exons. The coding region runs from base 33 to 872 and encodes 279 amino acids.
AAAAAAAAAAAAAAAUACGAUUUACUAUCAUUAUGCCAGAUCCACUUUGUCUGACAACUGAUGGUGGUGUUAUAAAACAAGUGAUACAACAAGGAAAUGGUGACUUUCCAAAAACAACGGAUUCUGUCAGUGUCCAUUAUGAAGGAUAUCUUGAACAGGAUGGGACAAAGUUUGAUAGUUCAUAUUUACGACAUUCUCCAUUUGUUUUUACCUUAGGGGAAGGUAAAGUCAUUAGUGGUUGGGAAAUAGCAGUGAAGUCUAUGCAAGUAGGUGAAAUAGCUAAUAUCACAUGUACAAGUCAAUACGCUUAUGGGACACAUGGUCGUCCGCCUAUCAUACCGUCCAAUGCUACAUUACGAUUCAAAGUUCAUUUAAUAUCAAUACAGGAGUCAACAGAAACACCUGCAUAUCGUAUCAAGAUGGCCACAGAAUUGAAAGUAAAAGGGAAUGAUCAUUAUAAAAAAGGACAAAUAGAUGAAGCACUGACCAUCUACAAACAGGCAAAUGACUACAUCAUCAACAUGGAUGACAAGGUGGCGAAGGAAGAUCAUGAAAAGGUUCAAACAAUCUCAUCAUCGAUUUUUGGAAAUAUGGCUGCUUGUUAUCUCAAAUUACAUGACUGGAAUAGUACUAUUCAUUCCUGUGAAAAGGUAUUGGAGUUGGAUGCGGUUAAUAUCAAGGCUUAUUAUCGGCUUGGUCAAGCUUACUCUGAAAUGAAUGAUAUAGAAGAAGCUGUUCGUUGGGUCAAGUUAGGACUGAAGAAUAUACCAAAUGAUGAAUCUCUUCGAAUACUGUAUGCUCAAUUAGAAAAGAAAUAUUUAUUAUGGAAAAAUAGAAAUAAAGAAAAAUAUAAAAAUAUGUUUAUAUCCUAGUU